Molecule: messenger RNA, 3139 nt
Organism: Owenia fusiformis
Lineage: Eukaryota; Metazoa; Annelida; Polychaeta; Sabellida; Oweniidae
Source: the annotation of a GenBank genome assembly
CCAAUCAUAUGUCAGCUUGUAUUCACUCCGAUACACAACAUUUUGGCUUCCUAAAAUAUGCUAAAAUAUUACCUUCUUUUGCAUAGAAAUGUAGUAUAAUCAGGGAUAGUUCGGCAAAUAUUGGUGAUAAAGAUGGACACCAAUGUUGACUCUGCGGUUCCAGCAGUAGCGGAUCUAGGAUCAAAACCACAUGAGACCAGCAACACUCCUGCAUUGUCAAACACACAACAUUCAACAGAAAAAGUUGUAACUAAUAAGAUGCAUUGUUCCAUAGUGAAGUCUGUGGAUGAUAUUGUGUAUGAUAAAUGCAAGAAGUCUGGAUGUUUGGCUAGCAAGGAAUCUCAUAUCCAUUGUCCACUCUGCCCAGCAAAGGAGGACACCUAUCAUACAGACAUUGACAGUGUAAAACAACAUGUCCUCGAUGUACAUUGGCCACAAGUUAUAGAAUACGAAGGACUGUGCUAUAUGUUGUGUAUGAAGUACUGCUAUAGCAAAAAGAGGUCAGAACUUGGUUUAGGUCAUUAUCACUGCCCUCACUGUAAUAAGAUGUUCAUCAAAGGACUGGAGGUGAAACACCUUGAUGAGCAUAAGCUUGAAGCUCUGGCUCAAGGUAGACCUGAAAAGAUCUUCCAAACUGUGACCACAGUUUUAUCUCCAGAGUUGCUAUCAUAUAUACCCCAGGACAACCAUAUUAUAUGUGAUAUUCUCCAACGCAAGUUCAAGGUCACUUGCUCUCUAGCUAAAGACCAGUGGUGUGUUGUAAAGGCCUCAUGGGAAGAUAUGACAGCAUUAAAUAGAUAUUUACUGCCAUUGACACAGUCUACAAGAGAUAUUAAAAAGGUAGAGAGAAUCAUCCAUGAACUUUCUGGCAAAGAUGUUCCUUCCGAUUAUCCUGCUAACCGACCGAGCAUUAUUUAUCCUGCAUCAGCCAAUAAGGAAGUAGCUCCAUCGCCAAAUCAGGUUACAGCUCCAGCCAAUAGUAAUAAUUUACUUGAUAAUGUUAAAGAUACACAUGAUAAUGUUAGUGACUCACAUGAUGAUCUUAAUCCUGAUGAAAAUUCGGAACAUUAUAUCAAGACUAUGGUCCCUUGCGUAAAAUUUGAGGAAGAUGGUACUAAUUCUACCACAAAGAGUUCUGAUGUCUCAGAUUCAAGGUAUAGUUUUAGGAGAAAACCAAAAGUAGUUUGGACGAUGCAAGAGGAGAAGAAAAUAAAUGAUCCUGGUUAUGCAAAGUCAAAAAAGGAUGAUGACUAUGUAUACUCAUUUGAUACACUCAAUGCAGCUGAAGAGGAUGAGGAAGUUAUGGAUGCUGAUGCACAAGUUGAAUCGGUAUGCCAUAUUGAAAAUGAAAAUCGUACAACAGUGGAAAAUAAUGAGGAAAAUAACGGAGUUGAAAUAAUAAGUUCUGAGGCCAAAGACGGCCAACUGAGAUUCAUAGUUCGAGUAGAACCACCAGAGAAACCAAAUAAAGUAUCAAAUACAACAAAGGUUAAAACCAAAACGAGAACCAAGGUUAAACCAGGCAAAACUAAAACAACUCGAUUUCAAUGUGAACAUUGUGGUCGUAAUUUUUGUAACAAUUUUAAAAAGAAUGUGCAUUUGAAGAAUGAAGUAUGCACUCGUAAAUUUGGUAAUAAGGACCGAAUGUGCCCACUUUGUAAAAAAGUAUUCGAUAGACCAUGUCGAAUGAAAGCCCAUUUUGAAGCCAAAGCCUGUGAAAAGAAGACAGAAUUGAGUUUGUUUUCAUGUAGUGCCUGCCCAUUUAUAUCUCAGAAAAAGUUUGCUAUGGACAAUCACAUGGAAUCUAUACAUAAUAUAAUCACCCGUGAAAAGGAACAUGAAUUCUCAUGUAAGAUUUGCGAUAAGCGAUUCGCAACUCUAUACAAUCUAGCGCGUCACGAGAGGGAAAUUCACGGUACGAAACCUCCAACACAAAAAAUGGUAGAAUGCCAAGAAUGUGGAAAAUGUAUGUAUAAGAAAAACAUGAAGGAACAUAUGCGAACAAAACAUAACCUCGAUGCUGAAACCGUAGCCCCAUUUGAAUGCUCACAGUGCGGUAAAUGCUUCACACGAAAAAGUUCACUGACAACGCAUGCUCUAAUGCACAUUCCUAACUAUAAAGCUACCCGCAGGUAUCAAUGUAAAGACUGUGGAAAGUCAUUCCAGAAGUAUACAGUUCUGAUGGAGCAUAUGAAUAAGCACAUUGAUGUGAGGCCAUUCAAGUGUGAGCUGUGUGACAAAUGCUUUUAUAGCAGGGGUGCUCUCAAAGUGCAUACUCUGAUUCACUCAGGAUUGGACUACAAUUGUAACAUCUGUGAAAAGAAGUUUAAAGUGAAACGUUAUCUUGAGAGACAUCUAGAAUAUCAUCACCAAAUGAAUCCACCGGAGGUUCCCCUUUUUCAGUGUAAUAACUGCGGCGAAUUAUUUUACAACAGGGAGUUGCUUUCAAAGCACCAAUCUCUGGGAUGUGGGAACACUGACAUUGACGCUGUAGCUUGUGAGACUGAGACACUAUUAGCGCUUGCUCAGAUGAGCUCAUCUUCUGUAGUUGUUGCAUCUGGUGACGAAAACCAGAACUCAUACCCUAAUGUGACCAACUCUGUCGGAGAGACUGUGGCUGAAAAUGUUGUUGUAACAAUCACAGAUGGUGAUAUCAUAACUGCGGAAGUUGGUGAUAAAAGGAGAGAUGCUCUUGAUCAAGAGGAAGUAAUACUUAAUAAUCAGAUUGAGGAUAAUAAUGGUGAUACUGUGACUGAACAAUUCAUGUGUGGUGUUUGCUCUGUUGUGUUUGAGACAAUUGAAGAAGCAAAUGUUCACAUGGAAACGCAUACUAAUGACACUUCGAAUGAAGAAAAUACUGAUCAGAAUGAACUUGCAAUUGAAUCAUCUGAGAACAAUAUUGAAAAUACCAACGUGAGUUCCCACUAUCUGACCAAUCACCAUUUGGGAGCUAAUGGUACUAUGCACAUUGAAAUCAAAGAUGGGAAUGUUACCACCAAUUAUAAUGUAUUAGAUCUAGAAUCUUCCACUUAAUGAAUUGUAUUGUUGAAAUAUAUAUUUCAUUGAAUUUUUUUGUAAUGAUGUCCUUUGUAAUAGGAGAGAUUGCCAAUUGGCUUAUAAAUACAGUAAAACCUGUCUU